This is a messenger RNA of Daldinia decipiens, 722 nucleotides long. RefSeq lists its product as uncharacterized. NCBI's taxonomy places the organism in Eukaryota, Fungi, Ascomycota, Sordariomycetes, Xylariales, Hypoxylaceae. The transcript has a single exon. The record is from RefSeq and is a predicted model, not a curated record. The coding region runs from base 64 to 720 and encodes 218 amino acids.
CUUUUAACUACACAACAUCAUCUUCUCCAUCAAACUUUCAAUCUCCCCUAAUCUCAUAGCACAAUGGAUAGAAUUCCAGAGGAUGUUAUCAUAAUUAUUGCUUCUUUCCUUCCAUCCGGUGGCCUCGCACCCUUCGCUACGUUGUCACGGCCGUGGCAGCGAGCUAUCGAGCGGCGAGCCUUCUCGGCUUUGCGCAUUGACAUCACGACUAAUGACCUACACGUUUUCGAGCGUAGCGUUUGGACUGAUUAUAUGCGCCGCAGGUUCCUGAAGGACCUCACGUUCGUCAUCCAGCUAUACGUUGACAUGAAGAAAGUGACACGGGAUUUACGCCGGCUCUUCCUCAUUCUAGCCGAGAGCGACGAUGAGAAGAAAAUGACCCUGACCCUGGAGCUGUUUGGGAAUAUCCGUGACGAAGACAAAGACAAAGAUGAGGAAGCUCAAGGGGUGCGUCGGGGGGAUCAACAUGGCUUAGCUGAUGCUCCGGUUGAGGCCAACUUCCUCUCCGGCACAGAGUGCCAAAAUGUGUCUCUGUCGCUGUUGUGUACUGAUAUACGUGCGUUCGACAGAGAUGAUCUAUGGGUUCCCGAUAGAACGAAUUCGUUAUCAUACGAUCCUCUAGGAGCAGCUGCUACAUCAGCGGCGUCUUUGACGGCUCGCUUUUCUGGCCGAGCAAAAGCGAACAGUCAAAGAUGCCUGUCUCACCCUGGCCUCGCCUAAAA